This is a messenger RNA of Arvicanthis niloticus (Nile rat), 2686 nucleotides long. NCBI's taxonomy places the organism in Eukaryota, Metazoa, Chordata, Mammalia, Rodentia, Muridae. The record is from RefSeq and is a predicted model, not a curated record.
AUGUGGCAAGUGUCCUUCAUGAGUUCCUUGGAAGGAGAGGACUGCAAGAACGGGAAGUGGAAGGGAAGACAGUGUGAAUGCCAAUCAGGCUACACGGGUCAGCUCUGCGACUCCAUCCUGCAUUCCUUCCCAGGAAUGACUCCUCUCAGCCCUGCAGCCCUCCCUGUGCCCCUUGACCCUUACGAAUUCCCCGAUGUUAUCAACGCCACAGUGGCCGUGAUAGUGAAAGUGAUUGAACGGAGCAUCACGGCUGACAUGAAGAACACAUCCUCCCAGGCCUACAAGAACUUCACAGACCUCUUCGUGAACCAGAUGAAUAAGGCUUACAGGGGUGAUGACCUUCCCCAGUACAAAGAAGUGAUCAUUAGAGCACUUCUCACUGGCAGCAUCGUGGUGGAAAAUGAUGUUGUUCUAGAAGCAAAUUACGCCCCAGAGUACAAGGUAACAUUCAGAAAUGCCACAGAGAUUGUGAGGGACAAAAUCUUGAACGAGACUAGCACAGUUCCAACUGACCAUGACCAGUGCCGAUUUGCCAAUCUGAAAGAGGACAAAUUUGGCUUUGAUAAAGGGUACAGUCUCUUCCGGCCAAACCUGGAGAACGUGGAUUCGAAAACUAAGCUCAACAUCCAGAGACCUGAGGUGGUGAAAUCAGUAACACUACACUAUCACAGUGACUCUGGCUGCACUGAGGGAACAGUGUCAGUCAAGCAUCGGGACCGGAAGCCGCGGUCCGGAAGUGCGGCCUCCAUGUGCGUUGUUACCGGAGGCGGAGCCGAACCGAGAGUCAGCGGUGAUGACGUCGAGGGAAACGUCAUCGCUCAUAGUGUGCGGAGAAUUCGGGGUGCACCAACUGUCAGCCCCACCCCUAACGUAACCGCCACUGACGUCACCGCCACUGACGUCACCGCCACUGACGUCACCGCCACUGACGUCACCACCACUCCUGACGUCACCACGGCCACUGACGUCACCGCCACUCCUGCUGUCACCACCACUCCUGUCGUUACCACCACUCCUGUUGUCACCACCACUUUAGGACCCACCACUACUGCAGUGAAUUGCUUGAACGGAGGGCGCUGGACCGGUGAGCGAUGCGAAUGCCCCAAUGGCUUCGCGGGGGAUCGCUGUGAGACGAGCGUCCCCGUGGUCAACUGCAUGAAUGGAGGCAAGUGGGAUGGGGUCAAAUGUCAGUGCACCAGCCUCUUCUACGGGCCGACGUGCGAGGAAGUGGUGGAGAGCUUAGAGAUAGAACAGACAUUCUCUGCAUCCGUGGAAUCGAGCGUGACAGUAACCAGUCAAAACUAUACCAACAAACUACAGGACAAAAGCUCCAAAGAAUUCAGUGACUUCAAUAAGACAUUCACAGAGCAGAUGGCGUUGAUUUAUGCUGGUAUCCCCGAGUAUGAAGGAGUUAUCAUCAAAAAUCUGAGCAAAGGCAGCAUCGUGGUGGAUUAUGACGUCAUCCUGAAGGCCCAGUAUACACCAGGAUUCGAAAACACGUUAGAAAACAUUGUCAGUGACCUGGAGGUGAAAAUCAAGAACGCGACAAACCUUCAAGUACAAGAUGCUAACAACAACUGUUCAGCUCUACUGUGUUUCAACUCAACUGCCACCCGGGUGCAAAGCAGUGCCACAGUCAGUGUCAAUCCUGAGGAGAUGUGCAAGAAGGAGGCUGGAGAGGACUUUGCACAGUUUGUCACACUGGGGCUCAAGAACAAUAAGUGGUACUGUAUCACGCCUUGCUCGUCCGGCUACAGUACCUCCAAGAACUGCAGCUACGGCAAAUGCCAGCUGCAGCGAAGUGGAGCCCGGUGCCUCUGCCUGUCCACGGAUACUCACUGGUACAGCGGGGAAAACUGCGACCGGGGCAUCCAGAAAAGCCUGGUGUAUGGGCUCGGGGGAGCCGGGGUGGCAGUGCUGUUGGUGGUCCUUGUGAUCCUCCUUGUGUUCUCCGUCCACUUCAGAAAAGAGGCACAAAGGCAAAGGUCCAGAGUGUCCGAGAUGUACAAGUGGGGUGAAGAGGAAGGCAGAGCCUCUCCAGGAGCCUUCCACAACGUUGGCUUUGACCACAACGAAGAACGAGAAAACUACAUCCCCUUGGACUCCGUAUACAGCAACUUCCAGCCUUCUCUAACUCAUAUAAACCCUGAAAGAAAGAUCCAGAUUCAGAGGCCCCAAGUAGUCAUGACAUCGUUGUAAACACUAACAAAAAAGCGGUUUUGCAUGGAUCCGUGGAGCUGAGGACCGAGGAGAAGCACGUUUGGCCGAGCAUGGUGGAACACACCCGACGCUGAGAAUUGCCCGUGGAGACUUACUGGGGAAUAGACCCUGCAGUUAGCAAGAAUAGAUGCCAGAGAGAUGAUGCUGGAAGCUCAGACAGUAUGGAAACUGCAGUGGCUAUGUUAUGAUGGCAGGCGAUACCUCCCGGAACCCCAUCCCCAGAGAUGGUCUCCUAACCCGGGACCAUAUUCAGCACCAAGGGCAGCGCCCCACCCGCGGCCAUUGAUGAUUGUUGUAACAUUGGAUUGCAUUUUACCGUCCGCAAAGCAUGCUUCUAAGAAAGAUUACCUCCCAUCUCCACGACAAGCACUGUUUUUAACACACACUAUCUGUCUUUACAAGGUCAUGCUUAGUUUUAAGUUUCUUUUUGAGACUGGGUUUGAUUAAAGCUUUUAUUUUGUUGCAU